Trichoderma breve is the source of this 3441-nucleotide messenger RNA. Its product is annotated as tetratricopeptide repeat domain-containing protein. NCBI's taxonomy places the organism in Eukaryota, Fungi, Ascomycota, Sordariomycetes, Hypocreales, Hypocreaceae. Bases 1 to 3441 code for a protein of 1146 amino acids. The record is from RefSeq and is a predicted model, not a curated record. The transcript has 5 exons. Gene Ontology annotation, molecular function: ADP binding; protein binding.
AUGGACUCGCGAGAGUCGUCCUUCAAGGGCUUAUUCCAUCGCGUACGGGGCGCCUUUACACGACAAGGAAGCUCAGAGGGAAGCGGCUUGCAGGUCGUGCAGGACCCAGAAGAUGCAGAAAUAGACAUCGUGGCCGUUCAUGGCCUUGGUGGACAAGGCUUUAAAUCAUGGAUCUCGCUUGAGGGCGGCAAGUCCAAAUCCUGGUUGGAGGACCUUCUCGCAAAGGAUAUUCCCAACGCAAGAAUCAUGACCUAUGGCUAUAUUUCCGAUGGAGCCAACUACCGGUAUCUCGUACGCAACGUGCUUUAUGGCAGGGCCUUGGACUUGGUCAAAGAGCUAGGGAGCCAACGCAGUCGUGAUGGGACAAACGAACGACCACUAUUCUUCAUUGCGCAUAGCUUAGGCGGGUGGAUCGUCAAGCGCGCUCUCAUAAUCUCCAGCGAGGCUAUAGAUGCAGAGCUCAAAGACAUUGAGCUGUCGACUUGUGGAGUUGCAUUUUUGGGGACCUUGUCUCCUGGGAGACCACUAUCGCCAACACCGCUUGCACAUGUCAUUCGAAGGACGACAUCGGGGUUUAAUGACCAUCCAAGUUCUACUCGCGGGCAAUCCAUGCAGGCGCAUGAUAUCGAAUGGUUGGAAAGUCAGAUGGAAGCGUUCAAGGCAAUCACAGCGGCCCUGCCGCAGCUCUCCUUUCAUGAGACGAAGCGGUCGGAGCAUGGGUUUGUCGUCGAACAGCGGCAUUCCAUGUCUGGCUCAGAUGGUGUGCAGAUUGGCUUGUCCGCUACUCAUUCGGGCUUGAUUCAAUUUGAGGGUCGCGAUGCAAACUACCAGACGUUUGUAGAAAAGUUCCGCGAAAUGAUACAUAAAGCCAAAGAAUCCGGGCUAUUGGAGACGAAGCGAAAGGCAUUUGACCAUGUGACGGGUUUCGAUAUUCCAUACAGGCUGCCCGGUGACCCGGGCGUCAUCAUACAUAGAAAUAGUCUGCUCGAACUCGUCGAGGCGAGCUUCAAACCGUCCCCAGAUCGGCAAGCCCUGAACAUCAGUAUCGCCGGCCUAUGGGGAGAUGCUGGCGUUGGCAAGACUACUCUUGCUAGGGACUACGCCGAGGUCAACAAGAACGAGCUUUCCUUCGUCUUCUGGAUCUGGGCCGAGAGUUGGGAUACAGUCGUUACGAGUUAUCUGGAGUUUGCCAAUAACCUGGUCCAGUACUACUCCAAGAACACUGAUCGAACUCGAGUAGAAAACGAACUUGGACUCACAGGAGUCGAAGAUAUGCUCAAAGUAAAAAGCAUUCAACAGUUAGAUAGAUUGAGAGUCAAGGCUGUGGUCCGAGCCGUCAAAGAUUGGUUGAUGAGACCUGAAAAUGACCGAUGGCUCCUCAUUUUCGACAAUGUUGAACCAUCAUUCGAUAUAUCCGACUUCAUUCCCCUCACGCUCACUGGUAAGAUUAUCCAGACUUCAAGGGAUAGUAGCAACUGUAUAUGGGGAAAGAAAUUGCGUAUCGGGCCCAUGAUGGAUGAAGAAGCAGUGGAACUGCUUCGUUCUGCGGCUGGGGUCGAGUCUUUGGGGGCCGACUCAGAAGGCGAAGCAGCGUAUAGAUUAGUACGGCAGCUCAAAUGUCACCCUCAGAGCAUAGCCAUUGCUGCCUCUACUAUCAGCAAAAAGGGACUCGAAAUCUCCCAAUACCAGAAGGAGCUUGAUUCUAAUAUGCCGCUUCGGAUACUAGGUUCCACGCUGGACCAGUCUUCCGUCACAAGAACAGUACUUCGUGUUAGCGCAAUGCUUUCAUACACAGUCAUUCCUGUUGCCUUGUUCAGUCGGCCCAAAGAGCCAAAGCACACGCCUGCACGGUUUACGGAUGCUUUUGCGGAAAUUAGAGCAUUUCAAGAUGCAAACCGACUUGAUGACGUUUUGCAAUACCUUUUUGAUCAAAACUUCAUACAGACCGCUUCUUCUGAUUCACCACCACCGUCAGCAACUUCAUCGCCCAGCUCACCCUCAGCAUCGCAAGACACAAAUUCCUCAACAACAUCGUUUGAAACUUUUAGACUAGACCCUGCGGCCCGUGAAUAUGUGCGGGCAACACUCAAAGAUGGAGAACAAAAGGAAAACGCAUGGCUGGCCUGCAACAUCUGCGUAGAUGGCAUCCGGGAAAAGGAGACAGCUUCGUCGAGUCUACCGGAAAUCCACGACUUUGGAAGAAUCAUGGCUCCCCACGCAAAGACUUGUUAUGAUGAUUGGUCUGGGAUUCUAGAACACGAUGAGGAUGACGUCGCAUGGCAGGUAUUGGGAAAUGUAUGCAUGACACAAGGUGCGAUAGACCAAGCUAUUGGUUGCUUUGAACUUUCGCUACGACAAAAAUCGAAUUUGGAUGCUAAAGAAAGGAUCGAAACCUCCCUAUCUCUUGCAUCGCUGCUUCAACAAGCAGGACAACACGAAAAGAGCGCAGAAGUCUUGACGAAUAUUGACUUGGCGUCUAUCGACAAAGCUCUUGGCUUCCGUGUGGCUCUGGCAAAAGUAUCAGCCGCUGCUGCCUUGGGGGAUUUUGAUUAUGUCGAGGACCAAUAUGAAAUUAUCGAGCACAGGCAAGAGGCAGAGCUUGGUCCAACAGAUGCGGCGACUGUGAGCACGGUGCAAAAGCUCGCCUCUACGCUGGAACAGCUGGGGAAGAUGGAGGAGGCGCAGGCGUUAUAUCGUCGGGUAUACAUCUCCUACCAAAGUAUGUUUGGACAGAGCCACCCCAUUACCGUUGAAGCUCUCGAUGAGCUUGCCCAUGUAUCCAAAGAGAGCAACGCGAUAGACGAAGCCGAGGCGCUCUACAAAAAGUCGCUUGAGAUCAAAACCAGGACCCUUGGAGCCGAUCAUCCUAGCACAGCUCAUGCGAUGCAGAAGCUGGCCGUUAUUGAUGAUAUGCGUUGUCGUUACGAAGAUGCCAAGACAAAGUAUCAAAAAGCUCUGGAUAUCAUGGCCGCUUCACUGGGCAGAGCUCACCCUCUUUAUACAGCUACGAUGGAAAAUCUAGCAUUAAGCUGUCGCUGGCGAGCCCACUCAUUGGGAGAGGAAGACGAGACGGGUUCGAUUAUCUCGUCCGGAACAGAUACCCCAACACGAGCUCUUCGUUCGCGAGCCCGACGCCGUUUAACGCUCAACUCGAUGAAUACCAUCACUCAGGCAGGUCACUCAAACAGAUACAAAGAAGAAGCCGUGCUUCGGGAUGCUUCCCGCCGUCGGGCGUUUGCCGAGGCAGAAAAACUCUACCUCGAUGUGCUUGCUAUAAAGAAGUCGGCGACUGAACUGUACCGUGAAGGAGAGGCCCUUGAGACGGGAUCCAAGUUGCGAGAGAUGUAUGAGAGUGAGCCAUUUUUCGACGAUUGUCGGGAUGAAAAAGUCUUGGCUUUGAUGGGGCUUUUGCGAGAGAUGAGAAGGAGAGGGACAUUAUAA